AUGGAGCAAAACAAAACUCAGGUUGCUAUUAGUAAAUCUGCUGCGCUGCACCGCUCUGCCUCAAAGAGUGUGUCGAGUGAUGUCAAUCAACGAACUCAGGUCAAUCUGGCCACAUUUGUGACCCUGAUAAACCGCAGACUAACAAUUGUAUUUUACAUGGAAUUGAGUGUUGUCAUACAUAUUAAACAAAGCUGGCAAAUGAAAACUAUUCAUGCGCUUGUUGUGGGCAUCAGUCGUCUACUUUAA
Plasmopara halstedii is the source of this 246-nucleotide messenger RNA. RefSeq lists its product as uncharacterized. The transcript has 3 exons. The coding region runs from base 1 to 246 and encodes 81 amino acids. Lineage: Eukaryota; Oomycota; Peronosporomycetes; Peronosporales; Peronosporaceae. The record is from RefSeq and is a predicted model, not a curated record.